Molecule: messenger RNA, 357 nt
Organism: Kwoniella botswanensis
Lineage: Eukaryota; Fungi; Basidiomycota; Tremellomycetes; Tremellales; Cryptococcaceae
Exons: 3
Coding region: 1-357 (118 amino acids)
Source: RefSeq, a predicted model, not a curated record
AUGGUCAAGAGAGAAAGACCUUCUUCACCUGUUUCUUCUGACGAAUCCAAUUCGACUCUCACCCCGUAUGACUCAAGUUCAGUAAAGGAUGAGAGACCACUUGUGAAUAACAAGAAAGUUAGAGGCUCGCCUGAGAAGUAUAAUGGUGGGAAGGGAGGUACGAAGGUGCCCUGGUCAAUCGAAGAAGAUGAAGCUUUAAUCGUAAUUCUGGAUCAAAUAAUCAAGACCCAACUUUGGCCUGCUAUCAAAUCAUCAGGAAACACUCAUCUUAUUCAAAGAGGAAGUUAUGGUGCUCAAUAUCAUACAAAAUUACUUUUGAAACGAGGAAAAACAUCUUCACCUCAAGCCCGAAAGUGA